AUGCAUUCUAUCUUCUUACAAAUGAUUCUCUUGAUUACCAUCAUGCAUUCUAUCUUCUUACAAAUGAUUCUCUUGAUUACCAUCAUUUCUAUCUUCUUACAAAUGAUUCCUUUUACCAUCCAUUUCGAUCUUCUUACCACUGUUCAUUACAUCAUGUUCCUCUAUUCUCUCCUCUUACAAACCUUUCUUUCGAUUGUCAUCAUGUAUUCUCUCCUCUUACAACCUUUUUUUCGAUUGUCAUCAUGUAUUCUCUCCUCUUACAAACCUUUCUUUCGAUUGUCAUCAUGUAUUCUCUCCUCUUACAAACCUUUCUUUCGAUUGUCAUCAUGCAUUCCCUCCUCUUACAAACCUUUCUUUCGAUUGUCAUCAUGUAUUCUCUCCUCUUACAAACCUUUCUUUCGAUUGUCAUCAUGUAUUCUCUCCUCUUACAAACCUUUCUUUCGAUUGUCAUCAUGCAUUCCCUCCUCUUACAAACCUUUCUUUCGAUUGUCAUCAUGCAUUCCCUCCUCUUACAAACCUUUCUUUCGAUUGUCAUCAUGUAUUCUCUCCUCUUACAAACCUUUCUUUCGAUUGUCAUCAUGCAUUCUCUCCUCUUACAAACCUUUCUUUCGAUUGUCAUCAUGUAUUCUCUCUUCUUACAACCCUCUCUCUCGUUUAUCAUUAUCCAUUCUCUCUUCUUACGUCUGUUUCCCUCGAUUACCAAAUUGA
Molecule: messenger RNA, 708 nt
Organism: Acanthosepion pharaonis
Lineage: Eukaryota; Metazoa; Mollusca; Cephalopoda; Sepiida; Sepiidae
Source: the annotation of a GenBank genome assembly